Messenger RNA from Alexandromys fortis (reed vole), 1901 nucleotides. RefSeq names its product 2'-5'-oligoadenylate synthase 1A-like. The record is from RefSeq and is a predicted model, not a curated record. Gene Ontology annotation, biological process: defense response to virus; negative regulation of viral genome replication; regulation of ribonuclease activity. Gene Ontology annotation, molecular function: 2'-5'-oligoadenylate synthetase activity; double-stranded RNA binding. NCBI's taxonomy places the organism in Eukaryota, Metazoa, Chordata, Mammalia, Rodentia, Cricetidae. The coding region runs from base 206 to 1306 and encodes 366 amino acids. Gene Ontology annotation, cellular component: cytosol; membrane; nucleoplasm. The transcript has 7 exons.
CCGGAGACUAGACUCCCUUCCUGGUUGUGCAGAUGGCUGUUGUCUGGGACGGUGAUCUGAUCCUCGGAAUCACAGACUUGGAAACACUGGCAGCCUCACCCAUUCCUAGAAAUCGAAACUGAAAAGGCCUGUGCCUGGGUUCAUCCCGCCUGGGAGACGCCGGAGCCUCAGGCUGCAGAGGGAAGGAAAGCUUCAGGGCCUGAGGAUGGGGCAGGGACUCAGCAACACCCAGGCCUCAGGGCUGGAUGGGUUCAUAGAUUACUACCUCCAACCUAACACCAGCUUCCAUAAUGAUGUCAGAACUGUCAUCAACACGACGUGUGCCUUCCUGAAGGAGAGAUGCUUCCGAGACACGGACUACUCUGUGAGGGUUUCCAAGGUGGUGAAGGGUGGCUCCUCGGGCAAAGGGAAAAUGCUCACGGGCAGGUCAGAUGCCAACCUCGUGGUGUUCCUUAACAAUCUCGCCAGUAUUGAGGAUCAGUUAAAGCAACGAGGAGAAUUCCUAAAGGAGAUUGAGAAACAGUUGUGCCAGUUACAGGGCGAGCAAAAUUUCCCAGUGAAAUUUGAGGUCCUCAGAUCAUGGAGGAACAACUCCCCUGGGAUAAUCUUGAAGCUGAGUUCCUCUGAGCUCCAGCAGGAGGUGGAGUUUGAUGUUCUGCUGGCCUAUGAUAUCCUGGGUGAUGUCAACGUCUACAACAAGCCUGACCCCCAAAUCUACAGAAGGCUCAUCAGUGACUGUACCUCCCUGGGGAAGGAAGGCGAGUUCUCCACCUGCUUCACCGAGCUCCAGAGAAACUUCCUGAAGGAUCGUCCACCCAAGCUCAAGAAUCUCAUCCGCCUGGUCAAGCACUGGUACCAACUGUGUAAGGAGAAGCUGGGUGAGCCGCUGCCCCCACAGUAUGCCCUGGAGCUGCUCACAGUCUACGCCUGGGAACGUGGGAGUGGAGUCACUGAGUUCGACACAGCCCGGGGCUUCCGGACAGUUUUGGAACUGAUCACAAAAUACAAACAGCUUCAAAUCCAUUGGACAGUUUAUUAUGACUUUCAAGACCAGGAGAUCGCAAACUACCUGCUGAGUCGGCUCACAAGAGUCAGACCUGUGAUCCUGGAUCCAGCUGACCCAACAAGGAAUGUGGUUGGUUCGAAUCCAGAAGGCUGGUGGCGGCUGGCAGGCGAGGCUACAGUCUGGCUGCAAUACCCAUGCAUUAAAAAUUGGGAUACUUCCCGAGUGCGCUCCUGGGAUGUGCCGCUGACCACUUACCAAGAGAUCAAGGUACGUCCUUGGCUCGGCUCCACCGUUCAUUAAAGCAGUCCUUGAGGAACUGAAGUAUGCCCCACGCCACAUGAGCCUGGGAAACUUUAUUAAUUAUGAAACAGAAACGGCUAAAGUUGAAAUGUUACGAGGGAAUCGUCAUAGUGAAUCAGAUUUAGAGAGAAAAGGAGAGUUAGAGAAAAUUCCCCUUUAUGGAAAGAUUAGCUAGAUCUCGGAAGCCCUGGUGUCUUUAUUGUAAGAAGGAAAGAAAGGAAAUUAUUGAAAACAUGAGACCAGCUUUAAUAUAUUGGUAUAGGAACUAUCAUGAGGAAACGAGAAAACUAUUAGAGAAUAUGGAGCAAAGAAUAAAAGACUAUAUAGAUAAAAGCUAGACCCAGGACCCUGAGAACUAGUCCCCCACGGUAGAAUGUGGUUAAUGGUGUGAGACAAAACAAAACUGAAAGUCCUUGCCAACAUCUUGAGCACGUAGAGGGGAGCACGUAGAGGGAGCUCUAUUUUGAUUAUGCUUAGCCUUGAUUUAUGUCUGGAACCUUGAGUGGGGUGAUGUAAUGAGCCUGCCAAGUUCUUUGAUCUGUUUUGUACAAAAACUGAAGCUUUGCAGAAGUAAAAUUGCAGCAGAUUUUCACUA